This is a messenger RNA of Hemibagrus wyckioides, 1648 nucleotides long. RefSeq lists its product as uncharacterized. The coding region runs from base 114 to 1379 and encodes 421 amino acids. The record is from RefSeq and is a predicted model, not a curated record. Lineage: Eukaryota; Metazoa; Chordata; Actinopteri; Siluriformes; Bagridae. The transcript has 3 exons.
AUAAUCGGAUUUCUUUGUAAAUACAUGACGUAUUCCAACCCGGAAGCAAACUCACCGUGGAUGAUGGACGUGACGUAAUAAAAAAUCUGUCUACCGCUGUUUUUUAAAAAAACAUGGAGGCUAUAUUUUGGUCAGUGUUUAUCUUGCAGUUUUUAUUACUGCAGAUUUCAUAUAAUACUGCCCUUCUGCAAGCUGUCACUGUUUUAUUACAAAGGCGGAGACGAGCGUUUCUGGAGCGCGCGGUCGCUCUUGGGCCCAGUGUGCGUCUUCCUCCUUUACCGACCAGCAGCCGCUCGUGCUGGAUGCGCGUGCGGAGUCGGGACUGGUGGGAACGAGUGGUGCUGCAGGAGUUCUCGGACGCAGAAUGGAGAGAGCAUUUCAGGAUGUGUCGCAGAUCGUUUGUGAAGCUGUGUGACCUGAUGAAAGAUGUCAUGCGCCCCGGUGAGAUGACCGUGGGCCCCGCGGUGCCUUUAGAAAUGCGCGUGGCGAUUGCGCUGUACAAGCUCGGCGGCUGCAGGGAGUACAGGUCGAUCGCGUAUCGCUUUGGCGUCCAUAAGACCACGGUGAUGAAAUUUGUUUACAUGUUCUGUAAAGGUGUGGUGAACCAAGCGAUACGACACUUCAUCAGGGUCCCGAGCCUGCAGGAAGCCCGAGCCAUCGCUAAGCGCUUUGAGAGCAACUUCUGUAUUCCUCAGGUUAUUGGAUGUGUUGAUGUAACCCACAUCCCGGUUCUGGCGCCCAGUGAUUGCUACAUGAACUUUAUCAACCGUAAAGACUGGACAUCCUAUGUGCUGCAAGGCGUCGUUGAUGACCGUUAUUGUAGCUUCUGGAGUGCGAGCUGUAAAGUUCCCGGAGGUGCUCAUGAUGCCACAGUGUUUAAGCAAUCCCAUCUGUUCAACAUGGCUCACCUUCUCCCUAAGCACACUUGCGAUAUCGGUGGAACGCUUGUCAACUUCAUCGUUCUUGGUGGCACAGCCUACCCACUGCUGGAAUGGCUCAUGAAGGCAUAUACCCCCAGUCCUACUCUAACCCCUCAGCAAAAGUCCUUUAACAUAUACCUUAGCGAUGCAAGAGCAGCAAUGGACAUUGCUUUUGGAAGGUUGAAAGCAAGGUGGCAGGUUCUUCUGAACAGAAGUGACUUCCAUUACACCUUUUCACCAUAUGUGACAAUAACUUGCUGUGCACUGCAUAAUUUCUGUGAGAGGGAAGAGGAAUCUUUUGGUCAAGCCUGGAUGGAAGAGGCUGCUGUUUUGGAGAGAGCUGUGCCACAGCCGCCGACACAGUCUUAUACAGAAUUGAAUAAUGCUGGUGAAGCUGUAAGGCGGGUCCUCACAGAAUAUGUGGCCAGCAAUUUUCCUCUUCGCAUACAAGAACAAUGAAGAGGGUCUUGCUUAUAAAGGACACAGUGAAUAUUUAUUUAAGUUUAUACUUGGAUUGAUCAAGUUUUCAAACCUUUUUUUAUAAACAUGUUAUCUUAUUAAAAGAUUUCUGAACUGCUGCUUUUUAAUAAAGCAUUUCUGAUUGAGCAUUUUUGUUUAUUCAUUGAAGUUAUUAGAAACCCUACUUUCUGUGGCCUGUGUAUUAAUUUUACAUCUGGCUUGUCAUUCAUCCAAGUUCUCAUUCAAGUUCUCCAGGAACCUAAAGUCGU